Aspergillus wentii DTO 134E9 is the source of this 2316-nucleotide messenger RNA. RefSeq lists its product as uncharacterized. The transcript is spliced from 8 exons. NCBI's taxonomy places the organism in Eukaryota, Fungi, Ascomycota, Eurotiomycetes, Eurotiales, Aspergillaceae. The record is from RefSeq and is a predicted model, not a curated record. Bases 1 to 2316 code for a protein of 771 amino acids.
AUGGAGUACAGACGUAAACUAAGAGAAGCUUCCUGGGGCGCAGAUCCUUUGGAGUAUCAAGGUGGGUUUGGCAAUUUGGCAUAUAAUAAGAAGGAUGCAUUUAACAGUGCACUUUCUGCUAAUGGAACCGUGAAAUGGCGUCGAAUUCAGGCUGAUGUACUCAGCUCUCCAUCAGGACAGACCAAGGCUAUAUUGAAAGUGAGUUUCCCAGAGAUCAAUUGGGGCUAUCUGCAAUCCAUAUAUGGAUGGUUUGCUCUGCAAUAUCAAGCCUGGGCGCGCGGAUUCUUGAAAGUGGACAAACCAAAUGGGCAAACAAUUGCUCUUUUUACAGACAGUUUGCUAGAAUUCUCAGUCGACGGCACACGUUACUUUGGAGGUGAUUAUUACACCUAUCGCAAAGUGCCUGUCAUUUUAUAUCUCUGGCCAGGAUUCCAUGUGAUUGAUUUGCGGCUGAUUCGGGAUGUUCGAGUACUUGGAGCGCUCGAAAAACCUACAAUUGAAGUGGUGAUUGAGGCAGAGACACGCGAUGCAUUGAUCGAUAUUGAUGAGACGAGCCUUGUGAUAUCAGAAUUUACACAAGGGAGAUUUGGAAGCCCAUGGGCAUCAGUUCAUAUACAGAACAAUAUGGCCGACUGGGUCGAGAUACUUUCUGCUCAGCAGCAUAAUUUGGCCAUCAGGAGGCCGUUCCAUAUGUCUCCUUACCAAACCAGACCCAUUAUUUUCAACAUCACUCUUGGCACUCCACUACAGACCGAAUUCCCUGUUAAUAUUGUGUACAACCCCCAUAAAAAGGAAGGAGAAAUACUCAGAACCCAAUCCUUCCAGAUAAAACUCGAGGAAAGGUCAUCGUCAGAUGCUCAAAAAUUUACAUUUAUUCAUCCUGCACAGAUAGUGUCCUACGCCGUUUUACGCCCUCCCCCAUUGGAUCCCAUCUGCGGAGAUAAACUUGGUUUCAAUCCCGUUCUAAUCGGCCUUCAUGGAGCAGGGCUUGAUGCAGAUAGUAUACAGGCCCGUGAGAUGUUAGAUGACGCCUAUGGCAUUUGUGCAUGGGUUCAGUUUCCAAGCGGUGUCACUCCCUGGAGUGCUAAUGACUGGCAUAAUUGGGGUACUCUUGAUGCCAUGGUAGCUGUGGCUGCGAUUACAGACUGGAUAGAACAUGUCAAUUGGAAAGGCCCAAAAGUGACGCUAGACAGUUGGAUUGUUGUUGGUCAUUCAAAUGGAGGUCAAGGGGCGUGGUAUCUAUCCACUCAUUAUCCCGAUAAUAUUAUUGCCGCAGCACCUGUGUCGGGAAAGAGCGCAGACUAUGUGGCAUAUUCUAUGUGGCAGGACUCUGAACCGUUGAUCGCAUCUAUACUUGAAAGAUCGAGAUCCAGAUUUAAACACGGGCUAUUAUUAAGUAACCUUGCUGGUAUACCCGUAUUUCAGCAGCACGGUUCCGAUGAUGAUAACGUUGGAGUCUAUCAUUCUCGCCUCAUGCAUGAGCUUCUAGGACAAACCCGAUGGCCGUCCGAAUAUGACGAAUUGCUUGGAAAGGGCCAUUGCAUGUGGCCCAAAAAUGGGAUAAAUGUCGACCAGUUACAAUCUCCUGAUAUCAAUGGCCAAAUGAGAAUCACCAGAAACUUAGAAAACGGGGUUUGGUAUAUAAAAACACAGAACAUACAUCGGUUUCACCUUUCUGCUAAUUCUCGGAUCAAAUUGCCUGUUGCUUUGGCAUUUAAUGAUACAGGUGAUUCAUUUGAAGUUGAUCCGAAUCGAUAUCCAUAUGGCCGUCAACUGGGGGCGAUGGGUGCGAUUCUACGUUCUAAUGGGACCUUUUCGAUUUGCACGUGCUCGAAAGGUGUUGACCAUGUAGCGCUCCAGAUCAGUCGCAAUCGUCUUCGAUAUUUCGCAGCUGAUUCUCAAUUGGCCUCAAAGCAUAACUCCACAUACACCCCAUUCCAUAACGGAAAUAAUGACAUCGGUAUUGGGAAUGUCAUGACUAUUGCAGUGGGAGACGAUUUACCUUCUUCACAGCAUACAGGGUUUCCGAUCCGCAGUGCUGGUGGCCAUUUGAUCCUGUUUAAAGAUUGUAUCCAUAACCACACCAGACAAAGAACUGAAAUUGACAUGCCUCUAAAGCAGGAGUGCCGUGAAUAUCAUUAUAAAUAUGAAAAUGGCUUGGGGGCAUUGUUCCUCCGCCCACUGGAGGGUGAGCGACUGGAGCUUGUUAUAUGGGGUGCAGAUAUAUCUGGCCUCGAACAUGCGGCACGCCUUGUACCCAUCCUUACUGGUGUUGGGCAACCUGAAUUUUUAAUUCUGAGUGACAGUUGUCGUUAG